Molecule: messenger RNA, 1560 nt
Organism: Leptopilina boulardi
Lineage: Eukaryota; Metazoa; Arthropoda; Insecta; Hymenoptera; Figitidae
Exons: 1
Coding region: 949-1560 (203 amino acids)
Source: RefSeq, a predicted model, not a curated record
GCGAGAGAAUGUUUUGCGCAUGCGCAUAUGGUGGAAUGUGAGAUGGAUAAAUGUUUUUAAUAAUGUUAAUAUUUAAUAUUAUUUCAACUAUCAAACGUACAGAAUUGACUAUCAAUCACUAUCAAACAACCAACAAACGUUUACAAAUGAAAAAUUAGUGUUUUAUUGAAAUUGGGGUGCAGUGUGAAAAUAGCACCGCAAUAUUUGAUUGUUGUUUAUUUUUUCUAUUUUUUACUAUCAAACGUUAAAUAUCAACUAUCAAACACUAUCAAACGACCAACAAACGUUUUAAAGAAAAAAAAGUUGAUUGUGAUAAAGUUGUGGUGCUAACUUCACGGACAUGAUCACACCGCCAUUUUUUGUGACCUUUCGGGAGAGGUUCUACGUCCUUUUAUUCCUUUUCCCCUGCGAAAACGUAUUUUCCAUCUUCUUCAUGAUCCAGCACAUCCUGGCGCCAAGGUUUCGUGUAGGGUCAUUUGUAAGUCGUACGUGUGGCCAGGAAUGAACCGUGAUAUCAAGGAGUGGUGUAGAAAUUGUUUGCCUUGUCAAAAGUCGAAGGUCAAUCGUCACACUGUGAUGCAACCGUCACAUUUCGUUGCACCGGAAAGUAGAUUUUCCCAUGUUCACAUGGACAUAAUUGGUCCGCUUCCGGUGUGCGACGGUUAUCGAUAUUGUUUGACUCUUAUCGAUCGAUUUUCUCGUUGGCCGGAGGCCAUUCCUUUGAAGAGUAUAGACGCGAUUACAGUUUCUCGUGCGUUUUUUGAUGGUUAGAUUUGUCGCUUCGGUUCACCUGAAACUUUAACGACUGACAGAGGUAGUCAGUUCGAAUCUCAAUUGUUUUCGGCUCUUCUAAAGUUGACAGGUUGUCAACGAAUACGAACAACGGCGUACCAUCCUGCCUCUAAUGGUAUAGUGGAACGCUGGCAUCGUGUUUUAAAAACUGCAAUAAUGUGUCAUUCGGAAAAACAAUGGAUCCAGUCUUUGCCGGUAGUCAUGAUGGGAUUACGUAACAAUGUUUUACAGUCGGGGGCAUCACCGGCUGAAUACAUCUACGGGACAACAUUUAGAAUACCUGGUCAAUUUGUCUUACCUGAGGAUUUUUCACCUAACCCUCAAUUUUUUCUUGAAGAAUUUAGAGAGCACAUGCGUCUCAUACGACCAGUUCCCGUCGAACAUCAUGAUAAAAGAAAAAUUUUUGUCCAUAAGAAUUUAGAGUCAUGUACACACGUUUUUCUAAAAGCAGCGUUUACAAAAAAAUCACUUGAAUGCCCGUACUCUGGUCCCCAUAGAGUAGUCAAUCGCACAUCUGAAAGAGUUUAUGAAAUUGAAAUUAACGGCGUAAAAAAGCAAGUUUCUGUCGAAAACUUAAAACCCGCCUUUUUUGUACGCGACGACGCAGAUGUAGCACUCGAACCUGUGAUAAAAACUACGUGUAAUAUACCUGUAAAUUCUACGUCACAUGUUCUUGUCACUGCGAAUCCUGAAACAGUAUUAAAAGUUAAACCAGUAUUAAGAACUUAUGUUAACAAAAAGAAAAAAGUUACAUUUAACUUACCUUAG